AUGGGCCCUUAUAGUUUUUGCUGUCUCACUUAACUGUGAAUAGCCUCUUAUGAGUAACACGGGGAAAAAAAAAAAAAUAUAAAAUAAAAUUAAAAACAAUCUUUCCUUUCUUCAUGAUAAAAAAAAAAAAUCAAAAAAAAAAGUUCAGAAAAGAUAUUUUCCUGAGAUUGAAAACGAGUGUAUGUGCACAUUAAGAUUUCUGUGUUGAAAUUGUGUCUUGCAAAAAAUCAAGCACACAAGUUAUAACUUGAUUCAAAGGCUAAUACGUUUACUAUGGAAAACAACACGCUCUCAACCUACUUAAAGGUGAAAAAACCAAGACUUUCCGGAAAUAGUUUGAAGGCGCUCAAAGAAAAGCUUCGAAGACAAAAAAAAAAUUUCCUUAAAAUUCCCCGAUUCAGGCUGUUAGGUGUAGGUGAAUGUGCAAACAUAAGCGUCAAUGUUCAGGACCGCAUUCCCAUUUUUCUCAAGGAUAUUCAACACUUGCUGUUGUAUUGUGUUAUGGGCAACAAAUCGCCUUAUCUGCCCGAUAGGUGGUGCAAACUUGAGAAGUAUAACCAAGUCAAGCAUACCAUUGUCUGCAUUUUGGAAGGGCUGUCCCUUGAUCACUAUGUGUCCAAUCAGUCGAUUUUUCAACACCUCACUUCCAAGUUAGAUUAUGGGUUAGAGCUUAUUACUCCUGCAGUGUAUGGUGGCUCGAUCAUUGAAGAACUGGUUGCUGUACCCCUUACUGGAAUAGAGAAAUCUCGGUUACUUAGAAAAUUUGGCUCUAUAGAACUAGCUUUGGAAAAGAAUCAAAACAUAGUAAAACUUUUCAAAGCGAUUUUUCCUUUGCAAACAGUAAUGUCUUCAAAUGUUGAUACAAAAGAAAAUGUUCGUUUGCCAGCAACUGACAAGUUUCCAAGGACUGAGUUGUUACUUUCACCUUAUCAACUUAUAGAAGAAAAUUAUCCCAUUCCGCUGAAAGGUGGUCUUGCUAAAAAGUAUGAGAAUUAUGUAAUGACUAAAGAUACAUAUGCUGAGGUAAAUUCAGAAUCAAAAAUGUAUGGUAUAGAUUGUGAGAUGUGUAGGACAACUUUGGGUUCACUAGAACUGACCAGAAUAUCUAUUGUAGAUGAAGCAUUAAAUGUAGUUUAUGAUACUCUUGUCAAACCAGACAAUAAAAUUACAGAUUAUCUUACUCCCUAUAGUGGUAUUACCAAAGAUAUGUUAGAAAAGGUCACAACAAGAUUAUCUGAUGUACAAGACUUUAUAAGAAUUUUCCUUCCUGCUGACGCAAUCAUUGUUGGACAGAGCCUUAAUUCAGACUUCAAUGCUUUGAAAAUGAUGCACCCAUAUAUAAUUGAUACAGCAGUAAUAUUUAAUGUUACAGGAGACAGAUAUCGAAAAACAAAAUUGAAGGUACUUGCCUCGACGUUUUUGAAUGAAAAUAUUCAAAAUAAUAAAGCUGGACACUGUUCAGCGGAAGAUGCUACAGCUUCUUUAAAAUUGGUUCAGCUCAAGUUGGCCAACAGUAUUGAUUUUGGUGAUUCAAUAUUAAUAGAGAAGUCACAUUUUAGCUCUUAUAUGUCUGAGUUAAAAAAAGACAAAAGAACUAUGAAAUCAAAAUACGAAAAUUGUAAUUUCACUGUGGGAUCUUCAAUUUUUAACCGCACUACCAAUGCUGAAACAGGGCACAGCAAAACUGCAGGGAUUUUUGGAUGCACAGAAGUAAUGAAUAAUUAUUCUAAAUUUAUGAAAAAUUCGAACUUAAAAAUAACGUAUGGUAAUGACUUCCAAGUUGGGGAUCACGUGCGUCUUGUAAUCUCGGAAAGCAAUCGUGAAUUAGUAAAGAGGUGUUCACAGGUGGCAGCAGAGCAUGCUCUUAGUUUCCUUCAUGUUACAUUGAAUAAUGAUGAUUUAGCAGAAGACAAUGUUGCUAAAACUCUACAUUCUGUUGAUAAGUGGAUUGAAAAACUUUGGAAACACACCAAGCAAUAUGGGAUGUUGUGUGUUUUAUUUAGUGGAAAAAAAAAUUCCUCAACUGGAGCUUGCUUUUUGAGCAUCAAAAAUGAAAUUAAUACUGAAGAUGUUUCUAAAGUAUAGAUAAUCUAUUAACACUGCCAUUCCAUGUAUUCAAUAAAUAUAGUUAUGGGGUUGCGUGCCCCAUGCACGAAACACGGGAAACAGCAUUAGUAAGGUCACGAUCACACAUCUACAAAAUACAGCUAUAGAUUGUGAAAAGCGGCGAAGAGUAUAAAGUUCUCCCACUAUCUGUCGAUCUCAUUUGUGCAGCAAUUAUUGCAAUUUACUUUAUUAUGAAAACAAUGAUAACUUGAAGUGUAAAGAAUUUAUAGAAAAAUGAAGACACCUAAACGCAAACAAAAAAGUAUAAACGUGUAUUCUUACUUCGAAUUUUGCAAGAGUAUCUAGUCUAUUGUUCCCGUAUAACCAGAUGCAAGUUAUGUUCUGGGAAGAUAAGAAAAAAGGUACAUCUCAUUUCCUCAUAACUACAGGGGCUUUUGUACAACUGCAUUAAUUUUGUGCUAUGGUACAGAAUAUAUUUUAAACAAAUUUUAAUGUUAAAAUUACAAACUCACAUGAAAAAAAUUAAGGUGUUCUUGAGCCACUGAUCCAAAGGGAAGUAUUUUUUUUCUACAUUCCCUGUUUAUACACAACAGGUACUAUAAAAUAGAUUCAAAAUUUUCUAAAGAGAUGAAACGAUAAUAAUUAUUAGUUAUUGUAAAUAA
This is a messenger RNA of Copidosoma floridanum, 2729 nucleotides long. It is a transcript of the gene Rexo5, whose product is annotated as RNA exonuclease 5. Gene Ontology annotation, cellular component: nucleus. Gene Ontology annotation, molecular function: exonuclease activity; nucleic acid binding. NCBI's taxonomy places the organism in Eukaryota, Metazoa, Arthropoda, Insecta, Hymenoptera, Encyrtidae. The record is from RefSeq and is a predicted model, not a curated record.